AUGCUACCUAUUACCGAAGUGGCGGAAAGGACUGAGAGAGCGACCAGCCCUACACUUAAGCCCGGGGCGGGCGCAGGAAGUUGUUCUGUACGAAGAGGUCACAGCCGCUUCCCCUUCUGCCCUCACCCGGGAGCGAGCGGCACACCGAGGCUCAAAUGCAGGCCCGGCAGGGGUCGCUGCCGCCCAGGAAGAGAGACCCAGCGAGCGUGCCUGGCCCUCUCAACAUGGCUGCUUUCCUUUUGUUUCGUGCAUCUGCUCUGCCUGGACUUCACCGUGGCCGAGAAGGAGGAAUGGUACACCGCCUUCGUAAACGUCACCUACGCCGAGCCCGCGCCGGACCCAGCGGCCGGCGGCGCCGAGCUACGCACUGAGAAGUCCGAGUGCGGGCGCUACGGGGAGUACUCGCCCAAGCAGGACGCCCGCGGGGAGGUGGUCAUGGCAAGCUCGGCCCACGACCGCCUGGCCUGCGACCCCAGCACCAGGUUCGCCGCGCCGACCCAGGGCAAGAGCUGGAUCGCCCUCAUCCCCAGGGGCAACUGCACGUACAGGGAUAAAAUCCGGAACGCGUUCCUGCAGAACGCCUCUGCCGUGGUCAUCUUCAACGUGGGCUCCAACACCAACGAGACCAUCACCAUGCCCGACGCAGGUGUAGAAGACAUUGUGGCCAUCAUGAUUCCUGAGCCCAAAGGGAAGGAGAUCGUCAGCCUGCUGGAAAGGAACAUCACCGUGACGAUGUACAUCACCAUCGGAACCCGGAACUUACAGAAAUACGUGAGCCGCACCUCGGUUGUGUUUGUCUCCAUCUCCUUCAUUGUCCUGAUGAUCAUUUCCCUCGCAUGGCUGGUCUUUUAUUAUAUCCAGAGGUUUCGAUAUGCAAAUGCCAGGGACAGGAACCAGCGCCGACUUGGAGAUGCAGCGAAGAAAGCCAUCAGCAAGCUGCAGGUCAGGACCAUCAAGAAGGGCGACAAGGAAACAGAGUCUGAUUUUGACAACUGUGCAGUGUGCAUCGAAGGGUACAAGCCCAACGACCUGGUCAGGAUCCUGCCCUGCCGGCAUCUUUUCCACAAGUCCUGUGUUGACCCCUGGCUUCUAGACCAUCGUACCUGUCCCAUGUGCAAGAUGAACAUUCUUAAAGCCCUAGGGAUCCCGCCCAAUGCUGACUGCAUGGACGACCUGCCCACGGACUUUGAGGGCUCCCUGGGAGGUCCCCCAACCAACCAGAUCACAGGCGCAAGUGACACGACGGUAAACGAGAGCUCAGUCACUUUGGACCCUGCUGUCCGGACUGUGGGAGCCUUGCAGGUGGUCCAGGACACAGACCCCACGCCCCAGGAGGGAGAAGUCAUCUUUACUACUAACAGUGAACAGGAGCCUGCUGUGAGCAGCGAUUCUGACAUCUCGUUGAUUAUGGCCAUGGAGGUGGGGCUCUCGGACAUGGAACUUUCCACUGACCAAGACUGCGAAGAGGUGAAAUCUUGAAGUGGCAAUGCAGAGGAGACAGACAGGACCCGAGGGGACAGGGAGGAGUGCUCCAAGACUCGAACGGGCACGCACACUGCAGAACACCUGGGAACUCCGGGCACUAUGUUCAGGAUGGUAAUGAAAAGCGAUAUCCAAAGUCUCCUUUAUCGGGAUGCGGUUCUCCCACCUCCACGGCAGUCUACGGCCUGUGCAGAUCAGCAGCUGAAUGCUGCUUUCCCGUCCAUGUUCUUACACACUUGUAUUUCAGAAGCUCCUGGGACAGACUGAAAGCGAGCCCCUAGGGUUUAAUUUUAUUUCAAUUUUUCCAGGUCUUAUUGUUCUCGUUUUGGGGGAGACUAAUUCUUUGUUUGAAUUUCUUUUUAAAGACUGUACAGUUUACAUCUGCUCCUCCUGCUUCUCCUCUGGGUCACUCACGCUCUCCUGUAGCGUUCUGUGGAAAAACACCGGUUCCUGCUAUGAUCAGUCUGUACAACAUCCCUGAGAUUUGUGGUUUUGGCCUCUCCGCAUGACGCGUGCAUGGCUUGGAGAAGUGCCUCUGCACCUUGAAACAGUGUAAGGCCAGCUUUCAUUCACAGCUGAAAUUCUUUGAAAUGGGUGUUGAAAAAUUCCAAACACCAGAGAGCCUAACACCAAGUCCUAAGUCUGCUGAGGUCAUGACUCGUAUUUUAAGCUACAUCACACUGGCUUUGAUUUGCCAGGCUCUGUGAAGGGUCCACCACUACAUGAGAAGGGGUUCCGGGGAAGGACUUCAGCUCAGCUACCUCUUGGAGUCUGUGGCUGAAAUUCUGAACUCAAAAGUAUCCUCCCAGGCAGAAACAACAAUCUCCAGGAGCAGUGCCUAGGGCGGCCAGCCUCUGAGGCUUUAGGAAAAAUGGAAUCAUGUUUGAGCCCAGGGAUUAAAUACAGUGGGGGCUAUAGUCACACCUCGCUUUACCUUAGUUCCCAUACCUUAAGUCAAGCCUCCCCAGACCGUGCGGAAGGGUUCAGGUGAAUCCUUAGCAGUUUACUUCUCAGGGCUUCCCGAGUGUUCAGAAACCGAGAGAGGAAUGAGGUGGGAUUUGCUAAGUCACUGGAACCGAAAAGUACAGCAUGGGAAUUUGCUGAAUCAACUUUAUCCGACUGAGAGGGGGAAAUGGGGAAACGAGGUACCCAAUGAAUAUAGAAAUCCACCUGUACUUUUUAAACUGUUGAUUUUUUUUUUUUUUGUAAUGAUGAUAGAGAUGUGCUAUUUUUCCAGGAGGUGAUUUUGUAAGGCAUUCUGACUCUGCAGUUGUGGGGGUGCCUCAGGCAGUGACCUGUGUCUGGACGGUCAGGUGGGUUACCUUAGCAUCUCUAAACAGCUGGCACAGGCCAUGCCGCUGCUUGGAUUAACCAUGAAAGAAAGCUUUGCUCGCUGAGCUGUAUUUACGUGUUUGAUGAGAGCUUUUCCGCCUCAUUACACUAAUACUUACUCAAACAUGGUGCUUGGUUCCACUGUAAACCCCCUGCUGUCUGCUGAAACGUGGCAUGUGGGUCACAGGAGGACACUGGCUGCCCUUUUUACUGCCACCCAGAUGAUUUCCUGGAAUGAAAUUCAGUCUCUGAGGAUAAGCGGGCAGGGAGGAGAGGACCAAAGCCACACCCUCAGGAGGCCUCAGUUUCUCUGUCAAGUUAAGGGUUCCCACAGCUCCCUCAGACUUCAGGGUCACAGAUGACUACUCUGCCAGUGGGAUCUGCCCUUGCAGGUAGCAGAUUUCAUAGCUGGGGGAGGCAGAGCGAGGCCUUUGUGUGCAUCUUGGCUUGCCCGUUUCGCUGACAAUGAACACAUCUGAAUGAUUCCAUUUUUAAAUCCAAGUAGGAGUUGGUUUGUUCUGCCUCGUUUCAAAGCUGCUGGUAAGAGUUUCCGGACACCUUCAAAGCCUGGUUCUUGGUGUGGCAUUCUCAAUCUCACAAGUGUUUCUCUCUCUCAGUCAGCUUUGGCCCUCACCCGCCUCCUUCUCCUUUAGUCAGCUCUGCCCCCAAGCAGAUGUAGUUAUUAAUGGAAUUAGGAUAAUUCAACAGCAAACGGAAUAUGAACUGUGUUCCAUACUCAAAGAGAAAAGGUCCUUUGAAUUGGACUGCCUUCUGUUUGAGGAGAUAUUUUCUCUUCCUGCUAAUGGCCAGGUAAAUCCGGAAUUAGUUGCCACUCUAUAGGAUUUGUAGAUGACAAGGGGCCCAAGAGCCCUGAGGCCUGUGGAUCUCACCCCAUGAAGGUCCCACUGCAAAACCCUGAGCGUGUGAGACUUUUCCCUUACCAGAAGGUUUUGCUAUGGCCUUGGUCAUUAAAGAAAAAUAUUUUUUUAAUCAGAAAGUUUCCCUUUCAAAAGAAAUGGAGAAGCCCUUCUCUGUAGCCUUCUUUGCCACCUCCCCCAAAGACAAUUUUUCUGUGUGACCUGGAGAACCGUUGGUGCACACGUGAGUGUCCAAGGAUGUGUAACCCAGGGUUUCACACUGCGUGUAUAAGGGUCUAAGCCAACACUGUCCAACAGAAAUACAAUGCAAGCGAUAUAUGUCAUUUUAAGUCUUCUAUUAGCCGCAUUGUAAGACGUGAAAAGAAACAGGUAACAUAAUUUUAAUAAUAUAUUUUAUUUAACCCAAUACACUCUUAUUUCAGCAUGUAAUGGAUGGAAAAGUGCUAAGGAGAUGUCCUCCACUCCCUUUGUACCAGUGUUUCUCACAGCACAUCUCAUUUUGGACUUGUAAGCACUAGACAGCCCCGGGAGUCUGGUCGCUACCCAUCAGGUAGCACAGGUCUAGCGCUCCUCCAGUCUUCUCGCAAGAACCCCUGGGCCUCACAGAAGAAAAAGGCUGAGACUCUAAUGACAUCCAGAGAGGUCAGACACCAUCCAAGUUACCUAGUGAGAGGGCCAGAGAUCCGCUUCUUUUGUAAUGAAUAAAGACUCAAGCAGCCCUUUUUCAAAUUUCUGAUUGAACCUUGUAACCACUGCUGUCCACUCUCAUUGAUUUUAUUUCUCUUACUUGCUGUCUUUCCAAAAGUCACACAAACCAUGCUGAUCUGGUGCUGAAACAGAGUUCUGCUGACUCCUGUGACAAGCCCUUAGGCUGAUACCUGGCACUGUAGGAGCCAAAGAGUUCCAGACUGAAGUCAUCCAAUUUUACCUCAAGCCCUGAUUCUUCCUUAAGGUUGGCAGGUCUGUGCUCAGACCCAAGUUCCCUAACCCCAUAUUCCAGGUAGAACACAAGAAUUUGGAAGGAAAGACUAAGACACUAUAUAUUGACACCAAAUACAAGAUUUUGUGUGGCCUUACUAAGAAUGAACCUUUGGGGUUUAUGACCGUCAGCCUCCAGCUGGUGCAUUACAGCCCCUGCAACGGCCGGCAUUCUGCUCUCCAGCAGCAUUGCCCAACUGUGGAGAAGAAAAAUAUUUACAUUCACUCAGAAUAAUUGAGAGUCACCUUUAGAAUAAUUGAGAGCCUCCUGUGUGGCUAGUCCACUGGAAAAGCUGAGCACUGAUUAUUGAUAAAUACAGCUUUUGAGUACUGAUUACUCUCCAGGAUUUGGACACCCCUGUGGAUCACCCCUGGUCAUCCAGACAAGGGUGACGAUAGAGGGCUUGGAGAAGCCAGAACUAUAAGAGCAGCAAAGGCAUUUCACUCUUUUGACACCAUAUGGUCAUUCCUGCUCGUGACUAUGAGACAGGUCUUCAUCCUUUUUUUUUUUUUUUUUUUUUUGGAGUUUGCGAUUUUCUUGUGUUUUGGGCAUUUCUUUACGUGGUGAAGCAUCUGUACACAGUCUCAGCCUACCAGCUGUCACAGCAGCAGUCAGAUGCCCCCUGGCAUCUGAUUCAGUCCCUUGCCUGAUGUCCUUGUGGCGACCACACCUCCAAAUCCCAAAUGAUGGCAAGUGAUCCAACAGAAUCCUUUGUGAGUUUUAACACAGGCAGAAAACUCUUAGAGCAUGAGAAUUUAGUACCAUUUGAUCAUCCACCGAAUACAUCUCUGUGACCAAACACAAAGAAAUCUCACUGAAUCUAAACUCUUUCAGAAGGGCCGGGACGCAGGCACAGUGUGAUAGCACUCAGGUGGCUGAAGCAGGAGGACUAAUGUGAGUUCAAGGACAGCCAGGAUGACGUAGUGAGUU
Fukomys damarensis (Damara mole-rat) is the source of this 5601-nucleotide messenger RNA. It is a transcript of the gene Rnf150, whose product is annotated as ring finger protein 150. The transcript is spliced from 9 exons. NCBI's taxonomy places the organism in Eukaryota, Metazoa, Chordata, Mammalia, Rodentia, Bathyergidae. Bases 1 to 1479 code for a protein of 492 amino acids. The record is from RefSeq and is a predicted model, not a curated record.